Molecule: messenger RNA, 1405 nt
Organism: Homalodisca vitripennis (glassy-winged sharpshooter)
Lineage: Eukaryota; Metazoa; Arthropoda; Insecta; Hemiptera; Cicadellidae
Product: origin recognition complex subunit 2-like
Exons: 7
Coding region: 1-1254 (417 amino acids)
Biological process (GO): DNA replication
Cellular component (GO): nucleus; nuclear origin of replication recognition complex
Molecular function (GO): DNA replication origin binding
Source: RefSeq, a predicted model, not a curated record
AUGGAGACAGUGAUUUCCAAGGCAGCGAUUGCAGCAACCAGUGAAUCAGAAGAUUCUGAGCAAGAAUCAAAUAAAGAAGAAGAGUCAGACAAAGAAGAAGAAGAAUCAGACAGUGACUCAGGAAAGGGUAGUGAGGAUGCAAUACCCUCCUGCCGCAGAUCCCUCCGCUUUCAACCUCCCACCUGCCACUCCUUCAUGUGUUCACUGCCGAUGAAUUACUUCCAGGUCACAGUCCGACAAGUGCGUAACGUUCGGACCCACAACCUGAGUUCCGUCUCAAGAGUUCCCACACACACCUCCCCGCCCUCAGUCUCCCCACACUCCUCUGCCCCUCUCACCAGCGUUGCGCUGGCCUCACGGAGAGCAGGCGACCAUGCACAUGUUCCCAACGCUGGAUGGUUUGCGCUCAGUUACGGUCAUGUUAUGGUCGACAGUUGUCACUCUUCACACCAGCCAUCACAGCCCAAGGAUUCAGUAUUCCUCGCUUAUGGUCUUGGCUCCAAGUACAAAAUACUGCAAAAGUUUCACAAAGAAAUGCUGUCUAAUAGCCAUGUUGUUGUCGUGAACGGCUUCUUCCCGAGUAUCAACAUAAAAGAGAUUGUGGAUAUGAUAGCUCGAGACUUGCUCGGGUUGACCUAUGUGCUGCCAUCCGCACACGCCACAGUUGACUGGAUAGAGAGCCGACGGUGGACGCCUCGCGUGUUCCUGCUUGUACACAACCUGGAUGCAGAAAUGUUGCGCUGCGACAAGACUCAACGCGUCCUGUCUCGACUUGCCAGCCUCCAGAGGGUCCAUCUCGUUGCUUCCGUUGAUCACAUAAACUGUCCGCUCUUGUGGGACCAGGGCAAGCUGAGUGGCUACAACUUCAUGUGGGAGGAUGUGACGACGCUGCUGCCGUACGUGGAGGAGACCAGCUACGAGACGUCUCUGAUGGCGCAGAACAGUGGGACCUUGGCGCUCUCAUCACUGCUCAGUGUGUACCGCUCACUACCCCACAACUCGCGCGGCGUAUUCCGCAUCAUCCUGGAGAAACACCUGGACGCCAACAGCCAGAAAUACACAGGAAUGGCAUUCAGUGAGCUGUACGGCCGGUGUCGGGAAGAGAUGUUGGUGACGAGUGAUCUUGCGCUGCGUACAAUGCUCACAGAGUUCCUCGACCAUCAGAUGGUCAAGUGGCGUAGAGACGAGCACCUGUACAUCCCGACAGACCUCAGCGUACUGCGGCAGUUCCACUCUCAGAUACAGGACAGCUAGCCACAGCAUUAUGGCAUGCUCUGGUAUAAUCAGAAAGCAGUCAAUUUUCUGUAGAUAACGAUCUCAGUUUGCUGGUUUUAUUUAUUUACAUGUACAGUAAUACUUUGCCAGUUUCUGCUGUUUUAAGUGUAUCCUUUAAUUUAUUUAUAGC